UUGGUGAAUGGAGCCGUCUUCAACAUCCAAAGUCUCAACAGUCCCGUGGACAAUCUCGAGGGGCUGAACAGUCUCAUGAAACCAGUGAUGGAUCUGGUCGUUGGUUCUGGUAGUUGUCAGUGCGAAAGAUGCUGCAUUUGCAUGACCCUAGUUGGAGAUUCCAAGUGCAACAACCCGGGCGACUGCUGUGAUGUCAUUACUAACCAACCUGUUAACUCAACGAUUCUGGUUUGA
This is a messenger RNA of Cylindrotheca closterium, 234 nucleotides long. The record is from the annotation of a GenBank genome assembly. Lineage: Eukaryota; Bacillariophyta; Bacillariophyceae; Bacillariales; Bacillariaceae.